CGUGUGUUGCACGUGCAAGCUUACUAGUCUUGAGGAAAUCCUCCGACCGCUUGCUCAGCUCCGCCGUGCCGACGGACGGCUCGCGGGCAGGCUUUCACCCCGCUAUAUUGAUAUAGCAACCAUUCGAUAUGCAGAGUAUUACUGUAAUAGCACACUCCACACCACGGGAGGAAAGGCUUGGUCAUCGCUCGGCCCAAGGAUAGACGAAAUUACGAGGGCCCAACGCAAUGUGGAGGACCCGUCUUCCUCCAGCACCUUCCCCAGUUCUCCUCCCCUACCGCCGUUCUGCUCCCCCACCGUCCGCGCCAUCUCCACCGCGCGCCGUCCUACCCCAUCUCCAGCGCCCCCUUCCUCCAGUUUGUGCGCUUGGUUUCUCCUCCUUCCGCUAAGCUCCCUCCAUUUCGUACCUUGGUACCUGCACCGCACCGUGCACACCAGCUCGCCGCCCCCGGCGACUUCGCCGAAGUGGACACGCCGCCGCCGCUGCAGCUGCAGCUGCUCCAUGGAGGUCGCCCACGCGGCCGCUUCUCGCCCUCUCCAUCAUCAUCUGUAUUCAUAUAUAAGCAUCCUGAGAUUGAGGCAUUGGGUUCUUUCAGUUCUUCCGAUGGAUCCACUUCCCCACCGAAAACCCAAGCAAUCCGUGUACAGCUUAGGCGAACAGCAGCUGAAAUUGGGGAUGGAGUUCAGUUACUGUUACUUAUCUCAGUUAGCUUAUCUUCCACUAAGUGGGAGGACAAUGAAGGUUGCCAUCCGGGUAUGGUGGAUGAUGAGCAGGAUGGCACCCGCAAAAUGAUUAUGGUGGGCUUGAAUUAUUUGCAGACAGAAGGUAUUGGCCGACUUGCUGAGGUCUUUGUGUACGAGGUCAAGGUCAUGGUCAUCUCCUUAACAUCGCAUCAAAUACACCAGUGCUCCAUUCAAGUCCAAAUCCACAGGACCAUUUACUAGGUCAUGGACUCAUGGUCAUGCAUGCCCGUCUCCUUUCACAUGGCCAUCUCCUAGGAAGUUCCACACGAAUCCUCUUCCAGUCUUCCUUGGGUCAACUCUAAGUUUUUGUAACCAUAUCCUAGAUAUAUUUGCAGUAGGAAGGCAGUCAUGAAAGUGGUACUAGCUAUAAGAGAGGCGCUGCUGCCUGACCUGAAUUUCUCUAGUGCAAGGUGUAGUGUAGAACUGUCGAUCCACCAUGGGCAUCUUGCCGAUGAUGUUCUCUCUGCUGGUACUCGGGUCACUAGGAAAGCUAACAGCUCUGGCAUCCGGAGUUGUGACAAACCAGCAGAGCCCCGAAGGGACCUGGGCACGACCAUCCCGUGCCGGUUUCACGCUCGAUGACUGCCCGACGAGCUGCGGCAGUGUGAGCUUCAGCUAUCCCUUCGGCAUCGGAUCCAGGUGCUCCCGUGGGCCUGACUUCAACCUCAGUUGCAACGAUGCCACUCACCCCCCCAUACUUUUCUUGUGUGACGGCAUCACCGAAGUGGUCAACUUUGGCGGUGAUUCUCAUUAUGAUUUAAACUCGAUCUGGGCCUCCUUCUCGCAUACCAUCCCCUUGAAAUCUGGUGUUAGUGCUUACAACUUGUCUUUCAAACCACCUGGGAGGUCCUUCCAUCUUUAUCCCUUUGUUCUAAACAUCAUUGGCUGCGACCUGGCAGUGUACUCUGUCAAAGAGAAUGCCAUCCAGCCGAUCUGCGCAACUGUGUGCCCAGAUCCAGAAAUUUCAGAGACGGUGGCUAUGCACAACUGUAAUGGCUUUGGCUGUUGUCGUGUAGACGUGCACAACUAUUGUGACAUUUAUCAGUUCAAAUUUGUCUAUGACCAUGACACAAUAAACACCAGAGCACACUCUAACCAGACCUCUAAGUUGUGGGAUAAAAUCAGCAUAACCGCUGAUGGUGGUUUAAUGCUCUCAUGGGAUAUAGGGAAUCAACCCACCGACUGUGUUGCCUGUGUCAGCGACCAUUCUGAGUGCCGCGGUUACAACUACGAUACAACUGGCAUGACAUCAAGAAAUGGCUACAGCUGGAACUGCAUGUGCAACGAGGGCUAUACAGGCAACCCCUACAUUCCACAUGGCUGCUCCAGUAACAGCAAAGGGUAUAAUCCAAUUCCGAGCAGGGCUGACUGUACCCGUUGGUGUGGUAACAUUAGUGUGCAAUUCCCAUUCGGCUUCGAAGAGGGUUGCUUUGCUAGGGAAGAGUUUCACCUCAACUGCACAGAUCUGACGUCAUCAGAUGCCCUGGUCAUGUUGGAGGAGAAACAAGUCAUCGACAUGAAUGUUGAUGAAGGGACCUUUAAUAUCACUUUUGCUGACCAACAACGUUGGGACCCCAUAUCAGAACGUCACAGUCUCGUAUAUGAAUAUGGGUUAUUUCUCUCUGUCAAAUGGGUUGCUGCUCAUCUAAGUUGCGCAGAGGCCCAACAGAAUAGAUCUGCAUAUGCUUGUGUGAGUACCAACAGCAAGUGUGUGGAAGUAACUGCUGAAAGAAUCUAUGCUGGUUACUGCUGCAAAUGCUCAGAUGGCUUCCAAGGAAAUCCAUAUAUCCAAAGUGGCUGUCGAGAUAUUAAUGAAUGCCUUCAAGCGAACAGUUGUAAAGGGAUCUGCCAUAAUACCAAUGGAAGCUUCCGUUGUACUGAAUGUCCUCUCGAGACUGAAUAUGAUCCAUUAAAAAUGCAGUGCACUAAGAUAAAACAACAGCCUCUACUCUUAGGUAUGAUUAUUGGGCUGUCCUGUGGUUUGGGCAUUCUUCUUCUGAGCUUCAGUGUAGUGUGUUUCACUCGCAGAUGGAAAAUAAAUGUUCAAAAGCAACUACGGAAGAACUAUUUCCGGAAGAACCAAGGUCUUCUCUUAGAAACGUUGAUAUCAUCUGAUGAAACUGCAAAUGAGAAUACGAAGAUUUUCUCAUUAGAAGAGCUAGAGAAGGCAACAGACAACUUUGAUCCUACACGUAUCAUCGGCCGUGGGGGCCAUGGCAUGGUCUACAAAGGCAUGUUAUCUGAUCAGCGAGUUGUUGCAAUAAAAAUGUCUAAGGUCAUUGAGGAGUGUGAGAUCAGUCAAUUCAUCAAUGAGGUCGCAGUUCUCUCUCAGAUAAAUCAUAGAAAUAUUAUAAAGCUCUUCGGAUGUUGUCUCGAAACUGAGGUUCCGCUGCUGGUGUACGACUAUGUAUCCAAUGGCUCACUGUCUCAAGUUCUUCAUGCUGAUUCAAGUGAUGGUUUUUCUCUGUCUUGGAUUGAUUACGUAAGGAUUGCCCUGGAAACAGCAGGAGCUCUAUCUUAUCUCCACUCUUCAGCUUCAAUAUCAAUCUUCCAUCGUGAUGUAAAGUCCUCGAAUAUACUCUUGGAUGUGAACUACACAGCUAAAGUUUCAGAUUUUGGCGCGUCUAGAUUGGUUCCAACUGAUCAAACACACAUUGUCACGAAUGUACAGGGUACAUUUGGGUACUUAGAUCCAGAGUAUUUCCAUACCAGACAGUUAAAUGAGAAGAGUGAUGUGUACAGUUUCGGUGUGGUACUAGUGGAGUUGCUUCUCAGAAUGAAGCCUGUUUUUACAAGUGAAUCAGGCACGGUCAAGAGCUUGUCAAACUAUUUUCUCCAGGAAUUCAAAGAUGGAAAUAUCACAAGUAUUGUUGACUCUCAGGUUCUUGAGGAGGCAACCAAAGAAGAGAUCAACAGUGUGGCCUCUCUUGCAGAGGUGUGCUUAAGGCUACACGGUGAAGAAAGACCCACAAUGAAACAAGUAGAGACGGAACUGCAGACUUUGCGAACAAAACGGGUGAACCCAAGUCAAGCAGAUCCGAGAAAUGAAGAACGAAUGCUACCAGAGUCACAAACUCAAAGAAGAGUAACAGCUUCUCGCCAAUCGUCCACGACGGAACUGGGCAAGAGAGAAAGCCGACGAUGCUAUAGCUUAGAGUGUGAGUUCAUGGCGUCUGCUAGUCUACCACGCUAGAUGCGUCUGUUAAGUUCAUAAUAAUGGAUGCUGAUUAUGCUCGUUUUGUAAACUGAUACAUGGGUUUAUGUUUUAGACAGACAAAACUAUAGAGAUCGUACGAGUUUUUGGAUUGGAACUAUUCUUGUUUAUGUAAACUGAUUAUUAUUACCUUGA
Triticum aestivum (bread wheat) is the source of this 4093-nucleotide messenger RNA. RefSeq names its product wall-associated receptor kinase 5. The transcript has 5 exons. Lineage: Eukaryota; Viridiplantae; Streptophyta; Magnoliopsida; Poales; Poaceae. Gene Ontology annotation, molecular function: ATP binding; protein serine/threonine kinase activity; calcium ion binding. Bases 1181 to 3937 code for a protein of 918 amino acids. Gene Ontology annotation, biological process: protein phosphorylation; cell surface receptor signaling pathway. The record is from RefSeq and is a predicted model, not a curated record. Gene Ontology annotation, cellular component: plasma membrane.